This is a messenger RNA of Phascolarctos cinereus (koala), 4486 nucleotides long. It is a transcript of the gene GPR83, whose product is annotated as G protein-coupled receptor 83. Gene Ontology annotation, biological process: neuropeptide signaling pathway. Lineage: Eukaryota; Metazoa; Chordata; Mammalia; Diprotodontia; Phascolarctidae. Gene Ontology annotation, molecular function: neuropeptide Y receptor activity. The record is from RefSeq and is a predicted model, not a curated record. Gene Ontology annotation, cellular component: plasma membrane.
ACGAGGCUGGAUAGCUCAGGGAAGGCAGGCAUCCUGCUUUUCUUUGCUUGUUGGGAAGAUUCCUGUUUUUGGGACAAGUCAAAUCACUUACUCUUUGAACUUCCGUGGAUUGACAGCGCUCGCCUCUUUUAGAGACAAGGAAUUCUGGAGUCUAAAGUGGGGCACGGCUCAUCCAGAAUGAUAACUUCCUUGAUGUGGUUCUCCCUCCCAUGCCUGGUGCAAGCCUUUGAGAGGCCUGAGAGAUGGACCAACAACGGAAGUUUGGAUGGAGACUUUGGGAUCCCCAAUGUGUCUAGUUUUUUCCCCUGGGGCAACUACUCAUUUUCAGAUUGGCAGAACUUCGUAGGCAGAAAGAGAUAUGGGGCAGAAUCUCAGAAGCCUAUGGUGAAAGCUCUGCUCAUUGUGGCGUACUCCUUCAUCAUUGUCUUCUCUCUCUUUGGAAAUGUCCUGGUCUGUCAUGUUGUCAUCAAGAACCAGCGAAUGCAAUCAGCCACCAGCUUGUUCAUUGUCAACCUGGCAGUAGCUGACAUAAUGAUAACCUUGCUUAAUACUCCCUUCACUUUGGUCCGCUUUGUGAACAGCACGUGGAUAUUUGGGAAGGGCAUGUGCCACAUAAGUCGAUUUGCCCAGUAUUGCUCCCUCCACGUCUCAGCCCUGACUCUGACAGCAAUUGCUGUGGAUAGACACCAGGUUAUCAUGCAUCCUUUGAAACCCCGAAUCUCCCCUACAAAAGGGCUCAUCUCUAUUGCAAUCAUCUGGAUCAUGGCUACCUGCUUUUCUCUCCCACAUGCUAUCUACCAAAAACUGUUUACCUUCAAAUACAGCGAAGAUGUUGUCCGCAGCCUGUGCCUCCCAGACUUCCCAGACCCAGCAGACCUCUUCUGGAAGUACCUGGACCUGGCCACCUUUGUUUUGCUUUACAUUUCACCUCUUCUCAUCAUCUCUGUGGCCUAUACCCGCGUGGCCAAGAAGCUGUGGCUGCGCAAUGCCAUUGGCGAUGUGACCACAGAGCAGUACUAUGCCCUACGGCGCAAAAAGAAGAAGACCAUCAAGAUGCUGAUGCUGGUUGUGGUGCUCUUUGCCGUCUGCUGGUUCCCCUUGAACUGCUAUGUGCUCCUCCUCUCCAGCAAGACCAUCCGGAGCAAUAAUGCCCUUUACUUUGCCUUCCAUUGGUUCGCCAUGAGCAGCACCUGUUAUAACCCCUUCAUCUACUGCUGGCUCAAUGAGAAUUUCAGGUCUGAGCUGAAGGCUUUGCUGAGCAUAUGCAAAAAGGCACCCAGACCUCGAGAACAUAUACUUCCUUCUACUGUGCCCUCUUACCGGGUGGCUUGGCCAGAAAGUGGCAACUGCAAGAGGGUACAGGGUUCUCACAACCUCCCAACUGCCUCCAAUGUUCAUUCAGCUAAGACAGAUAUCUCCUCUGUAGAGCCUAUUGUGGCAGUGAGUUAAAUGAGGCCAAUGCAAUGAUGAAAUAGGAGUCCCCGGGGGUGCAUGAGAAGACUAAGAAGAGAUGCAGAAAGCUACGCUGACCCUUUGCCUCAGACCCCCCAAUGUGGAUAAAAAUAGGGGCCAAUUUAGGUAGGUACUUCCUGGAGAGUGUUAGCUAAGCACCAAGUCCCAUCUCAUCUAAAUAUAUAUUUGUAUGUACCAUCUCCUGUACACAUUUCCAGUGGCUCUCCAACCAAACCCGAUUUGGUGUUUGAACUUUCAGGCCAUCUGGCAAGUACAUGAACAGUAUCUAUGAGAUGGAUGCUUGUGUGGGAAGACUGGCUACUUGGAACCUUGGAGGGAAAUCCUGGAUUGACUGAGCAGGACAGAUGUCUUUGUGUAGCCAUGUCAGUGAGUCUAAGCAGACAACAUUAAUAGUUUUUAUUUAUUCACUAACAACUUUGGUGGAGUGAGUGGUGCCUAGUUGCAUCUGUUGCAAAGAGAAGGGAAGGAAGAUAAAGGAUGUCCUUACUUAAUUCUCACCUAAAUUGUGGGGGAAGAAGAUAGGAGAGAACAUAUCCAGAAGUGAUUGCUCUGUUCCCUUCUCCCAGGGGCCUUUUCUAUCAGGGUAGAUGAAAAGAGGAGGAAGAGCAGACCCAGGUGAAGAGAUUUGCACUGUGUGGUGGUUACCAGCAUCAUCUCAUAGCAACCGAGAUGGAGAAGUCUCUAACCAACUCAAAUGUCUUUCUCUUCAGUCAGUGGAAAAGAGUAAUGAGUGUGAGUAAUAAGACACAAAUAGGAGGAAAAACAUCUUCUUUCUAGCAGCCUCAUAGGAAGGAAAAGGGGUUGAGAAAUGUUCUACUUUCAAAGGAGAAAAAGGAAUACAGUUUCUGAGAAACUACAAAGAGAAAAAUUCCAUUAUCUCCUUAACUGUCUAGCCAGAUUAUUGCUGCUUGGCCUUUAUCUAGCAUUUUUAUCCAGUGCUAUGGUAAAAUUGUUACUUCAGCGGAUUUUUGAAUGAGCUCACACAGCAGUGCCAGUCAAGGAUUGCAGUGUCUCACGUGCCACUUAAAAAUAUGUGUGCUCUCACCAACCUUCUCAAGGACCCAGUUUUCAGAAGCAUCUUGGUUUAGCAUGUUCAGGACAUACCAUUUAGCCUAGAGAGGCUCACAGUGUCAUUGAGAAAAGUGAAGUGUUGAUUGGGAUUAUGUUGUGUGCAACCAGUUUGUUGUGGGGGAUUAAUCCACAUAAACUGUGGCUACUAUCAGAUUGAUUUCUUGCCCUACAGUGGAGUUAAAAGCGUAAUGGGACGGGGCCAGAAAAGCAGUCUCUGGUUGAAUAGUCCUUUUUGUUAGUGAAACUGAACCAGCUCAAAGGAUAAAACAGGGAUGGGGAACUGUGGCCUUCUAGGUCCUAGGCCUUUUGACGGAGUCCAAGUUUUACAGAACAAAUCAGACUUCCAAAGAGUAGGAAGAAGUGAUUUCUAUGGCGCUUGACAGAAGACAGAACCUUCUAAGUCAAGGAGGCCAAAACAACCUGAGGUAUUCCAGCUUUGAGACUGUCAUUGGUUGGGUUGCUGCAUCUGGUGUUCGAUGUGACAGUUUUCUUUGUGCUGCAGGGGGGAGUUCUCCAAAAUGUGGAGCAGAGGAGAGACUGAAAAUCUAGGUGCUCAUAAGUCAUGUCCUCCUACAGUAGGUGUUUCCUGAACUCUCCAGCUGUUAACUGCUCUCUCCUUCGCCUCAAAUUACUUUGCAUUUAUUUUGUGUAUUCUUUGUGUUUACUUAACUCUGUAUAUGACUCACCCUCUGCCAUUCAUAGGAUUCUUGAAGGUGGUAGCCACACCAAAAUGAUAGUUAUGUUCUCUAAGGCUAGCAAAAUCCCACCCCUCACUCUUGAAAUCCCGACAAUGAAGAAUCCCCAGCUGCCUAAUUGAAAACUAUGCCCUUCCUUGCCACCACUCCCUAUUCACUUAUUACCAUCCACCUCUUCCCUAUGCCUUACACAUACAAUCCAGUUCUAGCUUGCCCUUCCAUUUUGCGCUUUGGAGUCCCACUUCUAUCACUAACAAACUUCCCUUCAUUUUCAACCUCUUCCUCCAGUGAUCCCUCCAAACCCUGACAUUCAUAGAAAUCUGGUUCCCUACAAAAGCAUCCCUGCUCAUCUUUUUCAGUAAUGAUGAUAUCUUCUCUUGUCCCCCCAGGCACCUUGGUCCUGGAGGGGAAGUUGCUAUACAUCUUGCUCUAUUCCUAACCGUUUUCCGAUCCCCUACCCCCCAGUGGCUGGUGUGUCUCUGCUGAAAUUACCUUGUACUUGUUUUGUGAAUUUUGAAUAUAUUUAUCUGCAAACACGCUGUCUCCUCUGAUAAAGUGGAAGCUCCUGCCCUGGAGGGCAGGGUUUAGUUCAUUUUGUCUUUGUAUCCCUAGGAUCUAGUACAAUGCCUGACGUAUGGUAGGUACUACAUACAUGUUUGCAGAUUGAUCGAUCGAUGUUGCCCCUGCCCCCCAAGAAGAACACAAGCUUCUUGAGGGCAGGAACAGUUUCAUUGUUGUUAUUGUAUGCUUAGCACUUAGUUCAGUGCCUGGGACAAAGAAGGUACAUAAUAAAUACUUGUUCUAUUAGAUUGAAUUUGCCCUAUUGUGGAUCUUGAUUCCUGCCCCCUCCUUUUCUUUUAAGUGUGAGGGUACCUGUGGUAGCAUAGUAACAGCAUGGAAAAGAAAAAGACUUCUACAUGUUGGUGAAAGGACAUACCAUUUAGCCUAGAAAGGCUCACAGUGCCAUUGAGAAAAGUGAGGUGUUGAUUGAAAUUAUGUUGUGUGCGACCAGUUUGUUGUGGGGGAUUACACGCAUGUUGGCACAUGUGUAUAGAUGAGUCUUUGCAGAGAAACCUUGCUCCUGGAAAAGGAGCCUGAAUUCUCUGUGGGUCCCCAUUUUGGCCAAGCAAAAGCUACCCAUUUAAUGUCUGUAAAUGUGAUCUCAGCAGAAAUUGAGUUUCCCACAGAAGUGCUACAUGACUAUUGUAAAAUGUAAUUUAAACUCAGUCACUUGAAUCACAAUAAAA